CGGAAGGGUCACAAAAUUCCACUGCACAUGUAUGUUCAGUGAUGUGACAUAAUAAUAUCCACAUGCUAACACUUGCUGAUGAAACAGGCAUUGCUGCACCCUUGGUGCUUAUGCCCACAAAUCGCUGCUUGCAGCUAUAUUUAUGGUUGCUGUUACUGUUUGUUUAAAGGUUACUCCAGGUCAGGUUUCUAGGCAGAGCUGAUCAUAUUAAUUUCGUCCUGCUGGGAAUACUUCAGCUCUGUGAAGUGCAACAAAAACAACAGCAGGCUGUGCUCCACUGCUCUCUGGAGCUCUGUUUAAUGUUCAGACAUCACAUCUGCUUGCACAACAGCUUUGUGCGUGAUUUUUUUUUCAUUCUCGUCUUAGACUCGAGGCAGGAAAUCUAUGUCACUAGAACUGGAAACAUCCUAUCCGACAAACAGGAUGACUUGCAGAUAAAGGCACACAGAAGAACCGAAAGCGUUUAGUAGAGCGAGAGAAAAACACACGCACAGAGAGGAAGAGAUAGAAAAAGAGAGAGACUGCACUGCUAAAAGGACGGGAGAUUAAAAACCCAGACGUGCUUUAAAGAUGGCCAGCGCUCCUAUACCCCUCACUAAUGUGGGAAGUGGCUACACCAUCGUCACUCAAGUUCUUCCCUCAUCAACAGCCUCAAAUACAGCGGAUCAAAAUUCCCCUCAGAUGCUCGGCCCACUGCGGAAAUUCCUGAAAGGAGAACCCAAAGCGCUGGGAACUGUCCAAAUAAUGAUUGGUUUGCUGACGAUAUUGUUGGGUAUCGUGAUGGCGGUCUACCCUCAGAAUAUCAGCGUGUACUCUGGAGUCAUAUUCUGGGGCUCGCUGCUUCACAUCACUGCUGGCGCUCUGGCUGUUUCAGCAAGCAACAAGCUUAAUGCCUGUGUGGUGAAGGGCGCUAUGGUGGUAAAUAUUUUUAGCACGAUAGCUGCAGGAAUUGCCAUCAUCAUGCUUUCCCUGGAUUUGGUGAUUGGGCCACAUAGAUUCUGCCUCUUCUAUGGGUGCGGUAAUGACGUUAUCGCAGUGAGCCGUACCAGUGGAAUCAUUGGCGUUCUGCUGGUUUUCUCUCUGCUCCAGUUUGCCAUCUCUAUCGCAAUAUCAGCCUUCACCUGCAAAGCCACCUGCACCAAUGAACCUACGCUGAACAUCAUCAAUGUGGUUCCAAACCCUGAGGGAUGUGUUCCUGUGGUCAAUUCCUUCCCAGCUCAUCACGCUCAACUGGGGGACAAUACAAUGAAUGCUUUCACCAUGAGCAGUGCCCCUCCAGCGUACAGAGAGAAAAGCCAACCGGACAACAGAGGAUAAUUCUAAAUAAGAAAUUAUUCUUGUUAACUGUUAAAUAACACUGUUACUUAACACAAGAUGGAAAACAAUCACACUUGAGUGCUUACUACACAUCACACUGCUUACUUUAACAUCUACACACAUUCAACAUUUAAAUAAAUUAUUUUUGUUUCUCAAAGGAAUAUGUGUACAUUGAACACCCCCCCCCCACACACACACACACAUUAUCUAUCUGUCUGUCUAUCUAUCUAUCUAUCAAUCUAUCUACAGUAUCUCCCAAAAGUGAGUACACCCCUCACAUUUUUGUAAAUAUUUGAUUAUAUCUUUUAAUGUGACAACACUGAAGAAAUGACACUUUGCUACAAUGUAAAGUAGUGAGUGUACAGCUUGUGUAACAGUGUAAAUUUGCUGUCCCCUCAAAAUAACUCAACACACAGCCAUUAAUGUCUAAACCGCUGGCAACAAAAGUGAGUACACCCCUAAGUGAAAAUGUCCAAAUUGGGCCCAAUUAGCCAUUUUCCCUCCCCGGUGUCAUGUGACUUGUUAGUGUUACAAGGUCUCAGGUGUGAAUGGGGAGCAGGUGUGUUAAAUUUGGUGUCAUCGCUCUCACACUCCCUCAUACUGGUCACUGGAAGUUCAACAUGGCACCUCAUGGCAAAGAACUCUCUGAGGAUCUGAAAAAAAGAAUUGUUGCUCUACAUGAAUAUGGCCUAGGCUAUAAGAAGAUUGCCAAGACCCUGACACUGAGCUACAGCACGGUGGUCAAGACCAUACAGCGGUUUAACAGGACAGGUUCCACUCAGAACAGGCCUCGCCGUGGUCGACCAAAGAAGUUGAGUGCUCAGCAUCAUGUCCAGAGGUUGUCUUUGGGAAAUAGACGUAUGAGUGCUGCCAGCAUUGCUGCAGAGGUUGAAGGGGUGGGGGUCAGCCUGUCAGUGCUUAGACCAUAUGCCGCACACUGCAUCAAAUUGGUCUGCAUGGCUGUCGUCCCAGAAGAAAGCCUCUUCUAAAGAUGUUGCACAAGAAAGCCCACAAACAGUUUAGUGAAGACAAGCAGACUAAAGACAUGGAUUACUGGAACCAUGUCCUGUGGUCUGAUGAGACCAAGAUAAACUUAUUUGGUUCAGAAGGUGUCAAGUGUGUUUGGCGGCAACCAGGUGAGGAGUACAAAGACAAGUGUGUCUUGCCUACAGUCAAGCAUGGUGGUGGGAGUGUCAUGGUCUGGGGCUGCAUGAGUGCUGCCGGCACUGGGGAGCUACAGUUCAUUGAGGGAACCACGAUUGCAAACGUGUACUGUGACGUACUGAAGCAGAGCAUGAUCAGUAUGCAGAAUUCCAGCAUGAUAACGACCCCCAAACACACCUCCAAGACGACCACUGCCUUGCUAAAGAAGCUGAGGGUGAAGGUGAUGGACUGGCCAAGCAUGUCUCCAGACCUAAACCCUAUUGAGCAUCUGUGGGGCAUCCUCAAACGGAAGGUGGAGGAGUACAAGGUCUCUAACAUCCACCUGCUCCAUGAUGUUGUCAUGGAGGAGUGGAAGAGGACUCCAGUGGCAACCUGUGAAGAUCUGGUGAACUCCAUGCCCAAGAGGGUUAAGGCAGUGCUGGAAAAUAAUGGUGGCCACAUAAAAUAUUGACACUUUGGGUCCAAUUUGGACAUUUUCAUUAGGGGUGUACUCACUUUUGUUGCCAGCGGUUUAGGCAUUAAUGGCUGUGUGUUGAGUUAUUUUGAGGGGACAGCAAAUUUACACUGUUAUACAAGCUUUACACUCACUACUUUACAUUGUAGCAAAGUGUCAUUUCUUCAGUGUUGUCACAUGAAAAGAUAUAAUCAAAUAUUUACAAAAAUGUGAGGGGUGUACUCACUUUUGGGAGAUACUGUAUAUAACACAGUAUAUCAUAUGUCUAUGAUGGUAUAUAACACUCAUAGCUCUUCUGUAAAGAAAAUACUGAUACGAUAAAAUGCUUCCAAAAAUAAAGAGAUUUAAAUAAUCUUUUGUUUCCGC
This is a messenger RNA of Ictalurus furcatus (blue catfish), 3301 nucleotides long. RefSeq names its product membrane-spanning 4-domains subfamily A member 4A-like. The transcript is spliced from 8 exons. Gene Ontology annotation, cellular component: membrane. The record is from RefSeq and is a predicted model, not a curated record. Bases 571 to 1317 code for a protein of 248 amino acids. Lineage: Eukaryota; Metazoa; Chordata; Actinopteri; Siluriformes; Ictaluridae.